AUGGAGGAUCAGUUGCGCACGAAGAACUCUCAAAUAAGUGACCAAGUGUGUGAUCAAUGCAAAAAGCGCAAGAUACGAUGUGAUCGUUUACUCCCGGAAUGUUCAAAUUGUGCCAAGUCUCAUCGCCAAUGUGAAUUUUCAUCUAGGGAGAAGAGACCUAAUGUUACCAAAAAGCUUGUUGAAGAUUUUGAUGGUUUGAAUACUAGGCUAGCUAGUAUCGAGAGUGCUGUUUCUCAAAUUGCACAACAUUUGAAUAGCACCCAUUCAUCAAUCGCAUCGUCUACCCCCACUGCUUCUCCAUAUCACGAAGUUAUCGAUUUUUCUAUUCAUACUUCUAUUUCUGAUGAUCCAUUUGGAAAAAAUCGAUCAGGUCUGCAGCCAAGAUAUGGCCGAUCUUCACAUCGUUUCAUGGAUGCUGCUGGCGACGAAAGAUUCUAUGGACAGAGUUCCGCUUACGCUUCUUUUGAUUGCACAAAAGUACGGUUCGAAAAGAAAGCCAACUCCAAAGAUUAUGGCAAUUUAUCCCUCAUUGACAUAUUAAUUGCGAGCGACCCAAAGGUGUCAUCCACGCUGCAGAUAUUGACGGACCUUCCCAAAACGCUGCCAAUGCCGCCGGCGUCGGAGCUUGAAAGCGAUGGCAAGCCUAUAGCUUUGCCAUCAAGAGCCCUUUUGGAAGUUACACUAGAGUUUUACUUGAAAGAAACCAAUGAUCCAUUACCAAUCUUUGACAGAGGUACGCUACUGAAAGCUAUAGAUGAGCAGUAUAGUAUAGGCUGUGAGAAUACAGACCCUACAUGGACUCUUUGCUUCAAUAAUAUAAUUCUACUCUCUUUGUUGGCAAAAUUGAAGACAUCUCCUCCUGGAGCCCCCUCAAAAGAUGAGAACCUCAUGUUCAUGCUCUUGAACAAUGCCAAAAGAUCUUUCUCGAUCUUAGACACUCUUCUCAAGCCGCGGAUAGCCAGCAUCCAAGCUCUUUUUACAUUGAGUUUUGUUACAAGAGAGUUCUAUGAUCAUCAAGUAGCUGCGAAGCACAUAGCAUUGGCUCACCAAAUGGCGAGGUCCAUUGGUCUCCAUCAGCCCGGCCAAUUCGUAAGUCCAGAGCGAACUAAUUUUUUCUGGUCGAUGUAUAUCAUAGACAAAUUAAGGCUCUUCAGGUGUAGCCAAGGUUGUCAAUCAUACCUGUUUGAAUGUAGUGUCCCAUUGCCGGAGUUUGAUCAGCCAAGUCCAUUGGAGAUAGCCUUCUUGGCCAAAAUUAAAAUGGCUUGCUUUCUCGAAGAAAUCUACAGGGAACUUUAUAUGAAUUAUGCUGAAAUUCAACCAUACUCUUCGGGGCAAACUACUGCUAUGAGAUUGUUAGUUCAAUUGGACCAAGAGUGGCCAGACUUCCAUGCGCGAGCAGCCAUUUUGAGAGAAAGCUUCCCCUCAGUCGAACUUGAAUUGAGGCAUAUGUUCCAUACAAAUCGUGUCUUAAUACUGCUUCGUAGUAAUUUAAUUGAACACAAAUCACGACUUCUGGAAGACUCCAGGACAACCCUAGAAAUAAUAGGAGAGCUAAAGGCACAACAAUCAAUCCGUGGCAAUAUGGCUCUCUCGAAUGUGCUUCAUUUGGACCCACUCAUAUCGUUCUUCGAGCUAUUCUCAAACAUUGUUGAAAACCCUCAGCUAAGUCACUCGAGAGACCAAGAACUUAUAGUUAUGACGAUUGAAGGAAUAACUCGUCAACGUCAUCCGAGUUACAUUUCUUCGGCAUGUGCACGAGUGUACGAAUCUGUAGCUGUCUGUGGUGAAAUUGUGCUGGCGAUCAAGCAAGCAUUUCCGCCAUCGUCGAUUUCAUGGGAACAGCCAGUCGAUUCAAGGGGCUCAUAUCAAGAAUUCCAAUCACAAUCCCAACUCACCUGGCCAGUAAAGCAUGAUUGGUCCGUUGAUGACCUACUUAGUAUUGAUACGGAGAAUCCAGAUCUGUAUCUUACAAUUCCUAGAUAUCAUGUCAAUGAUGAACAAGGGCAAUUUUAA
This is a messenger RNA of Botrytis byssoidea, 2013 nucleotides long. RefSeq lists its product as uncharacterized. The coding region runs from base 1 to 2013 and encodes 670 amino acids. NCBI's taxonomy places the organism in Eukaryota, Fungi, Ascomycota, Leotiomycetes, Helotiales, Sclerotiniaceae. The transcript is spliced from 3 exons. The record is from RefSeq and is a predicted model, not a curated record. Gene Ontology annotation, biological process: DNA-templated transcription; regulation of DNA-templated transcription. Gene Ontology annotation, molecular function: DNA-binding transcription factor activity, RNA polymerase II-specific; zinc ion binding; DNA binding.